AUGUCAAUGCUGAAUGCCAGUACUCCCUUCCACCCUGCUGCCUUCCUCCUGGUUGGGAUCCCAGGCCUGGAGGCCACCCAGUUCUGGAUCGCCUUCCCUUUCUGCAUCAUGUAUGUCAUUGCCAUGGUGGGAAAUGUCAUUGUCUCCUUCAUUAUAAAGACUGAGCCGAGCUUGCAUGAGCCCAUGUUCUUUUUCCUGGCCAUGCUGGCCAUCACUGACCUGGUCCUGACCACUUCCACUGUACCCAAAAUGCUGGUCGUCUUCUGGCUGGGCUCCAGGGAGAUUGGCUUCCAUGCCUGCCUCACUCAGAUGUUCUUUAUUCACACCUUCUCAUCGGUGGAGUCGGGUGUUCUCAUGGCCAUGGCACUGGACCGCUACAUUGCUAUCCGCUACCCUCUCUGGCACUACAGCAUCCUCUCCAUCCCCAUGACCAUGAAAAUAGGAAGCCUCGUGCUGAUACGUGGGGUCCUCUUGAUAAGCCCCUUCUCCAUCCUCGCCAGCCGGCUUCCCUUCUGCGGGCACCGCCUCAUCUCCCACUCGUACUGCGAGCACAUGGCUGUGGUGAAGCUGGUGUGUGGAGAUGCCAGAGCCAACGUUGUGUAUGGCCUACUUGUGGCUUUUGUGGUGGUGGGCUUUGAUGUGCUCAUGAUCUCUGUGUCCUAUGCCAUGAUCCUGCGGACGGUCAUGAGGCUCCCAUCCACCGAGGCCCGUCUCAAAGCCGUCAGCACCUGCGUUUCCCACACCUGCAUCCUCUUGGCUUUCUACGUUCCCGGCCUCUUCACCUUUCUCACCCACCGAUUUGGCCACCACAUCCCGCACCACGUUCACAUCAUGGUGGCCAACCUCUACCUCCUGGUGCCCCCAAUGCUGAACCCUGUCGUGUAUGGGGUGAGAACCAAGGAGAUCCGGGACAGGCUGAACCGUCUGUUCCACCCAAAAGGGAUCUGA
This is a messenger RNA of Alligator sinensis (Chinese alligator), 948 nucleotides long. RefSeq names its product olfactory receptor 52R1-like. The transcript has a single exon. Gene Ontology annotation, molecular function: G protein-coupled receptor activity; olfactory receptor activity. Gene Ontology annotation, cellular component: membrane. Gene Ontology annotation, biological process: G protein-coupled receptor signaling pathway. The coding region runs from base 1 to 948 and encodes 315 amino acids. The record is from RefSeq and is a predicted model, not a curated record. Lineage: Eukaryota; Metazoa; Chordata; Crocodylia; Alligatoridae.